Punica granatum (pomegranate) is the source of this 691-nucleotide messenger RNA. The record is from RefSeq and is a predicted model, not a curated record. Lineage: Eukaryota; Viridiplantae; Streptophyta; Magnoliopsida; Myrtales; Lythraceae.
ACGGUUCGUCGGAGGAACCGAAGUCGUUAGUCGAUCCGUUUCCCUCUUGAUCCUCUGUUCCUCUUUAAAAGCACAGCAAUUAUGUCCCAUCAUCGACAUCCACGACAACCUUUGAUCUCUCCCUCCUCACUGACGCUGUCGGAUUCCUCAUUCCUCUUCCGCUUUCCCUCAGCAGCCGCUGCAUUUCUCGUCGGAAUCGCCAACCAUGUCGUCGCGUGAGGGAAGGGCACUGCCGAAGUUCGGGGAAUGGGACGUGAAUGACCCCGCAUCCGCGGAUGGGUUCACUGUCAUAUUCAAUAAGGCAAGAGACGAGAAGAAGAUGGGCAUCGCUUCCAGCAGCGUGAGGUCCCAGCAGACGUCAAACUGCUCCAAUGAGAAAGACAAGCACGAGUAUUCCCCUAAGAGAAAAUGGUUCUGCUGCGUCUCUGCUUGAUUGGGACUUUAUACAGCUUCAAAAUCUCAACAUCCAGGAAUCGCUUUGUCGGCUGUUAAUUUUGGCCUGAAUGACCACUAGAGUAGAGGGGGAAGGGAGAAAAAAUGUUCAUACGAGUAGCUGCCCUUGCUGUCUUCAUGCCCGUAUAUAUUGACGUUUUUUCUAGUCUUUUGGGAGCGCUGUGUAAAUAUAGACGAGUUUGAUGAUCUUUUCAAAGGCAAGAGUAAUACAACGGCUUUUUAUUAUUGCUGCCUUCAA